AUGCACCGGACUGUGGUACUACAGGCACAUACUGUAUGGUCCAACUCUUACUCCAACUCUUACUCUUACUCCAACUCUUACUCCAACUCUUACUCUUACUCCAACUCUUACUCCAACUCUUACUCUUACUCCAACUCUUACUCCAACUCUUACUCCAACUCUUACUCUUACUCCAACUCUUACUCCAACUCUUACUCCAACUCUUACUCCAACUCUUACUCCAACUCCAACCCUUACUCCAACUCUUACUCCAACUCUUACUCUUACUCCAACUCUUACUCCAACUCUUACUCUUACUCCAACUCUUACUCUUACUCCAACUCUUACUCCAACUCUUACUCUUACUCCAACUCUUACUCCAACUCUUACUCCAACUCUUACUCCAACUCUUACUCUUACUCCAACUCUUACUCCAACUCUUACUCUUACUCCAACUCUUACUCCAACUCUUACUCUUACUCCAACUCUUACUCCAACUCUUACUCUUACUCCAACUCUUACUCCAACUCUUACUCCAACUCUUACUCCAACUCUUACUCCAACUCUUACUCUUACUCCAACUCUUACUCUUACUCCAACUCUUACUCUAACUCCAACUCUUACUCCAACUCUUACUCCAACUCUUACUCCAACUCUUACUCCAACUCCAACUCUUACUCCAACUCUUACUCUUACUCCAACUCUUACUCCAACUCUUACUCCAACUCUUACUCCAACUCUUACUCCAACUCUUACUCUUACUCCAACUCUUACUCCAACUCUUACUCCAACUCUUACUCUUACUCCAACUCUUACUCCAACUCUUACUCUUACUCCAACUCUUACUCUUACUCCAACUCUUACUCCAACUCUUACUCCAACUCUUACUCUUACUCCAACUUGAAACACGAUAAAAUUGGAAUUACUGAAAUAAAACCGUGA
Messenger RNA from Knipowitschia caucasica, 921 nucleotides. NCBI's taxonomy places the organism in Eukaryota, Metazoa, Chordata, Actinopteri, Gobiiformes, Gobiidae. The record is from the annotation of a GenBank genome assembly.